Messenger RNA from Carica papaya (papaya), 1055 nucleotides. RefSeq names its product chlorophyll a-b binding protein 151, chloroplastic. Gene Ontology annotation, biological process: photosynthesis, light harvesting. NCBI's taxonomy places the organism in Eukaryota, Viridiplantae, Streptophyta, Magnoliopsida, Brassicales, Caricaceae. Gene Ontology annotation, cellular component: membrane. The record is from RefSeq and is a predicted model, not a curated record.
CUCCUCUUCCUCCCAACCCCCACACAGCCAAGCCAGCCAGACCCAACAUUUCAUUGAAAAAAGGAUCCGUUGGUCAACAGAGAAACCUCAGCCUCAGAUAGCAAUGGCAACCUCUGCUAUCCAACAAUCUGCAUUUGCUGGCCAGACAGCUUUGAAGCAGGCCAAUGAGCUCGUCCACAAGGUCGGUGCCUUCGGCGGUGGACGUGCUACCAUGAGGCGCACCGUGAAAAGCGCUCCUCAGAGCAUCUGGUAUGGCCCUGACCGCCCGAAGUACUUGGGUCCAUUCUCAGAGCAAACUCCAUCCUAUUUGACAGGAGAAUUCCCCGGCGACUACGGAUGGGACACAGCUGGGUUGUCAGCUGACCCGGAAACAUUCGCCAAGAACCGUGAGCUCGAAGUGAUCCACUGCAGAUGGGCAAUGCUCGGCGCCCUCGGCUGCGUCUUCCCCGAAAUCCUCGCAAAGAACGGUGUCAAGUUCGGCGAAGCCGUCUGGUUCAAGGCUGGUUCUCAAAUCUUCUCGGAGGGUGGCCUUGACUACCUCGGAAACCCCAACCUGAUUCACGCACAGAGCAUCCUAGCUAUCUGGGCUUGCCAGGUUGUGCUCAUGGGCUUCGUCGAAGGCUACAGAGUCGGCGGCGGACCGCUCGGUGAAGGACUCGACCCAAUCUACCCUGGUGGUGCUUUUGACCCACUCGGGUUGGCUGAUGACCCUGAAGCUUUUGCAGAGUUGAAGGUGAAGGAGAUCAAGAAUGGACGUUUGGCUAUGUUUUCCAUGUUUGGCUUCUUCGUUCAGGCUAUUGUGACUGGUAAGGGUCCUAUUGAGAACCUCUUCGACCACGUUGCUGAUCCAGUCGCCAACAACGCCUGGGCUUACGCGACCAACUUCGUGCCCGGGAAAUGAAGAAAUUUGCAUGGAGAUUUUUAUGCAACGUUGUAACAUUACUGCGUCUUCUUCGUGGUUUCCUCAAACUGUACUGUUGUGAGCUUUGGAACUGAUGUAAUUUUAUCAGUACAAUGAACUGGCUAUAAUGGAAUUAUUAUUAUCACUGAAUCAA